UGUAUCGGCAAUACAACACCUGCAAUGUUUUGUAUAUUCAUAUUCAUUUUUUAUAAUGAAUAAAGAGUUUUUUACUUAUAAGUAGUGAUUAGUGGCUCGUGUAUAGUGCUGUGAUAUUUGUAAUGGAUGCAGAGAACGAGAUCGAAAAAAAGAGAAUCCGUGAUGCAAUUCAGAUGAUAGAGACGAUUCAGUCGAUGAUCGACGUUUCAGCGGACAGGCUCGAGGGGUUGAGGACACAAUGCUCAACCAGCGCAGAGCUGACGCAGCAGGAAAUUCGGACCCUGGAGGGUAAACUUGUAAAGCAUUUUUCAAGGCAACUUGUCAUAAAAGCUCAGUUUGUCGAAGAAAUUCAGAGAGAACUAGGACAUGUCCCCAGCCUGAGGCAGUGGUUGCGUGUCGUGGGGCUCAGUAUUGAUGCUAUAGAGGCUGUAUUAUCCCGAGUGUCAUCACUGGAAACCCUGCGCGAACGAACGGAACAUGAGCUGCGUGCGAUGCUGUGCGGAGCAAGGGACGAGGAGGUGCGGCGACUGUGCAGAGCAAUGCAGAGGCUAAGGAGUUACACUGAGGCUUUAGCUCGUGGAGACGGAGCGGUAGAGCUGCCGCUUUACUGGGAUUCGUGGGAGCGACACGGACGCGGUUCGCCUCGUACGAGGGACGAACGUAAUUCAAACCAUAAAAAAGGUGGAAAAUCUCCAACAACACCAAUAAACAAACGUAAGCAGAAUGUCCACCUGCCCGCUCCUGCUGCGCUCACCAAAUCCCGGUCGCACGAGUCCCAGCUCUCUGUCAAGCCAGAUACCUCAGAUCUUAGCGACAACAGCCAGUCGUCCGCAGUUGGUACGGCAGAAGGUAGUCCGCCCGCCUCCCCGCGCGACCCCGACCCCGAUCCCCCGCACGGAUACUAUAAUACUAACGCCACGUCGUGCUCGCCGCGCACGCCGACGGUGAGCGGCUGCAUGGCGCACGAUAUCGCGCACCGCUUCACCAAGAACUUCAACAUGAUCGCCACCUGCGACUACUGUGACAAGCAGAUGCUCUUCGGAUCUGGGCUCAAGUGCAAGGAGUGCAAGUUCAAGUGUCACCGAGAUUGUGAAAGUAAAGUUCCUCCGUCGUGCGGCUUACCGCCCGAGUUCGUCACGGCGUUCAAAGAAAAAUUUCAUAAAGAUGUCAGAGGGGUGCAAAAAAAAAUCCCCGCGUCCCGCGGGUCGAGUAUAGUCGCUCUAAUGACGCGAGGUCGCGCGUGCGCAGGCGGCCUGUACCUGCCGGCGGCCGGCGCCGCGCGCGCCGCGCUGCUGCCGUCGCUCACGCCGCACCGCCGCCGCCCGCCGCCCGCGCCGCACCACGCCGCCGGGCCCGACUCCUCGUCCAACACGUCGUCGUGCAACAGCUCCACGCCGUCGUCGCCCGCGCUGGCCGCGCCCGCCACGCCGCAGCCGCACGCGCACGCCCCGCACAACGCGCACCACGCGCACCACCCGCACCACCAGCACCACCAGCAGCACCAGCACGCCGCCAAGCAGCUGUUCCACUUUCCCGAGGUAAAACCGCCAGUGUCCAGUCCGAACCACUCGUCGCAUGUGCAGUCGCCUGCGCGGUCUAUGGUCGAACACAAAGAAGAGCUGACUUCUAGCAUCAAAAGCGAGGGCUCGGGUCGCGUGUCGCUGAGCGGGUCGGGCUCCACUGACAGCGGGCGGCACGACGCCGCGCACGACGCGCGCUGGCCGCGCCAGAACAGCCUGACGAUGAAGGAGUGGGACAUCCCGUACGACGAGCUGAAGCUGUUCGAGAAGAUCGGCACGGGCCGGUUCGGCACCGUGUACCGCGGCAGCUGGCACGGCGCCGUGGCCGUCAAGCUGCUGCACGUCAACGCGCUCAGCGACCACUCCGUGCCGCUCGACACCUUCAAGCACGAGGUGGCAACGUUCCGUAAAACCCGUCAUGAGAAUUUAGUGUUGUUCAUGGGCGCCUGUAUGAAGCCGCCGCGACUGGCAAUCGUGACGUCACUCUGCAAGGGCAUGACGCUCUACACUCAUAUCCACCUGCGGAAGGACAAGUUCACCGCCAACAAGAGCGUCAUCGUAGCGCAGCAAAUCUCACAGGGUAUGGGGUAUCUCCAUGCUAGAGGCAUCAUUCACAAGGACCUGAAAACGAAGAAUAUAUUCCUCGAGAAUGGGAAAGUGGUCAUCACCGACUUUGGACUCUUCAGCGUUACUAAAUUAUGCUUUGGCAACAAACGCAGCGCGCGCGGCGACAGCCUGGGCAUCCCGCCGGGCUGGCUGUGCUACCUCGCGCCCGAGCUCGUGCGCGCGCUGCGCCCGCACGCCUCGCUGCACCUGCCCUUCUCCAAGACCACCGACGUCUACGCCUUCGGAACCGUAUGGUACGAGUUGCUGUGUGGAGAGUACCCGUUUAAGGGACAGCCGCCUGAGGCCAUCAUUUGGCAGGUCGGCAAAGGCGUGAAGCAAUCGCUAGCCAAUAUGCAAGCGUCCAGAGACAUUAAGGACAUUCUAAUGCUAUGCUGGUCAUACCGAUCUACCGAGCGGCCAGACUUUCCGCACUUACUGUCCACGCUCGAAAAGCUCCCCAGGAAGCGACUGGCGCGCUCUCCCUCGCACCCAGUACACCUGUCGCGCUCUGCGGACUCAGUGUUCUGAGAAAGGCUAGUCGGCGCACUGUGCGUGCGGCCUUAAAAGGAUCUGUUGCCACUAAAAUAGCGCCCUCUCGCUCACACAUGAUACAUCCGCCUCGUUCUUUUUUUGUUACGAGAUACCGAUGACAUAACGAGAGUUUACACUUACAAGAGAAGCCACACGAGAAGCGCUCUCCAAUACUCCGCCUCGACUAUUAUGCGGAGUUUUGUGAUUAUUGUUUUUACGAAAGCGUUUUCAAAAUAAUACCUCAUACAUAAAAUAUUAAAUUGUGCAUUAUACAAUUUCAUUAAAAGUCCUAAUUAUCGAUACUAUGAAUAUUACUACGAAAGUGAAUAAGGCCGAUAUUGUUAUCUCAUUCUAACAACAUACAACCGUCUCGUUCGAAUUUCAUAUAAAUAAGUCACUUUAAAUAAUAUGAUAACAUAAUAUAAUACAAAAUAUUUCUAACAGCAGCAACAUUUACAUUAACAAUUAACUUUAGAUCAGUUAUAGCUGAGUCGAGAUUUAAAAAACGGUUAAAAAUUUAAGAAAAGAUUUGUUUAAUUUAAGAAAACUUUAAAUUGAUGAAAUUUAAAAUUAUACUUUUUUUAUAACGAUCUUUUUAUUGUAUAUUAUUUAUUAUCUGUUCUUCUUUAUUUUAAAAAAAUAUAAAUACUCUGUUGUGAAUUAUAUCAGAUGAUCAAAAAAAUCUCGAUAGGCAGAAUGAAUCAUUAUUAAUUUGAUGUCGUGUUUAAUGCAAAUAAAAUUUCUAUUAGAUGAAAGUAAUUUUAACUUUAUAAUUAUCGCACCGAUUUAUAUAAAAACAACUGCCUUAUAUAGAUUAAAGCACACGUGUAAUUUGAUGAACUAGUUUUUUAAAUUCUUAUUAAUUACGGUUAUAUAUUGAGGGACUAUCAGUGUUGCCAUGAUUAUGGUGACUCAGGGUAACACUACUUGCAUUCGUAAUUAUACUCUGUCCAUUUGCUUUUGCCGUUAUUCGCUUUACAGGUGGAACUAGUGAAUGUGGCAACGUAACGUUUUUAUUAUCGAUGCGAUUAUUGAUACUAAUUGUUAUGUAGUGUCAACUAUCAAUUUUUGCUGUUGCUGUUGAACACAUUUUUUUUUGUUGGCGUUCUCUAUGCUUUGUGUUUAUAAUUACUAAAUACAAAACUACAAAUUUCCAGUUUUGUUAAUUAUAAUUCAAUUUUGGAGUUUUUUUUUAUAGCAAAUAAUAGUUUAAAAAUAAAGUAUCCACUUGUUUGUCGUAUGACGUUACAAUUAUAUAGAAGUGUAUGUUUAAAUAUGGUCUUAAUAAAUAUUAAGACUUGACAAGACGCAUGCCAUUUGUCCUAUUUAAAAAAAAUUGCAAUAUCGUAAAUGUAUACGAUAUUGUAAUAUAUAUAUGUAAGAAGUAACAAAUAAGAUUAAGCAGUUUUAAUUUUUUUUUAUUACGUUUUUCAUAGUUAACUUCUAUGUAAUCUGGAAUAAUAAUUUUACUUAUAAUAAACAAAUGGACAGAGUGUAAAAGUUAAUGAUUUUAUAAUUCCUAGUUAAAUUAGUGAAUGGGACUAAUUAAACGAUAAUAUUUUAAUUUUAUUUGCGGAUAAGCGACGUACUAACGCGGAUGUAUAUAUUUAUACUUUGUUAAAUACUAUGUAUUCGAUACAUAGUGAAAUAACUGAUGCGCUUUAAAACUACUAUAUAAUAUCGAGAUAAAACUACAUCUACACUUGGCAGCUUUACAGUCUAUUUCAUAACCAUAAAGUUUGUCAAUAUUAAAAAUUAAAGUAAUUCGAAAUUAACGAAUUAAUUGAAAAUAUUAUAAAUAUUCAAAACAUUAAAACCUCCGAUUUGAAGUAUCGUUAUUAAAAUUGCAAAGUGCAAAAGAUCGCAUGUUAAAAUUUAAUUCAAUUUUUAAACUGCUGAUGAUCGUAAUGUUUUUUUUUUAUAAUUGAAUUUAUAGCUUUAAAUAGAAAAAAAAUACUAUAUGAAUCGAUGUAUGUAAAAGUCAAUGACCUGACUAAUUAUGAACGCACAACCAAAACAAACGUAGAUACUUGAAAUUUAUAGGUUUCGUUUCAUUAUGUAGGGGUGCAUUAAACUGAGACAGGAUUUUGCAUUUUUUUAUUUAUUUAAGAGGGAUGUUUUAUCCUUCUAUUUUCAACUUUAUGCAAGCGGUUAUUCUUAUCACAUUAUGAAAAAUAAAUAUGGUGGUACGUUUUAAAGAUUAGACAAAUGUAUAUUAUUGCAUUGAAAACGUCCUAAUAUAUUUAUUUAAAUUUUCCGAUAAAACCGAUUGUAAAAGAUGAGAAAAAUAAAAUUAAAUGUCCUUCUGUAAAGUGCAUAUUUUUUUACAAUUUAACUUCUUGAACUAACAGCAGCAGUUUAUAUGUUUCAUACAAAAAAUAUUUAUAAUAACAAUUUAUUUGAAAUAAAUUCGAAACAGUUCCCAAUAAUCAAACGUAGACCAUUAGAUUAACAGCAUAAACAUAACUUUGUAUAUUAGUCAAUAAUAAUUUAUUUAUUAUUAUUAUUACAGUUAUCUACACUUUCGCAUACAAAUUAUAUUUGAAAAACAUAUUUUAUUUUUUGACACAGACAGAUUAGUACAUUUUAAAAGGCUCCGUUAACUAUGGCAUUAAAUAUUGCUUCUGGAUUUGUCUUAAAUAAUAAACAAAUAAAAAAAAAGAAAUUACUCGUGUCUAUAUCCUCAUUUAUUUUUCCGAAAUGUCAUAACAUAACAAAGCGCGUUUAAUAUUGUAUAUCUUAAAGCUCAAGUGUGAAGGUAGCCAUGAAGUAUUGAUCUCUUGAUUUAACGAUAGAUUAUAUUUUCGUAUUUAAACGUGAAAGUUGACGGUUUAUUAAAAAAAAAAGCUGUAAAUAUUGUAUAGUGUUACUGGUUUUGAUGUAGUAUCCGUGACUUGUAAAUAUUAGUCAUUUUUUUAAUUGUAUUCUAAUAAUAUUAAAACAAAAAAUACUUUUAUAAAGGUAUUCAGUCUUCACAGUUAAUUAUAUUUAUUUUACAGCGAAGUUGUAAUUAUGGCAUCAGUAUUGUAUGUAAUUAAAAUGUUAAGGUAUUUCUAAUAAAUAAUCAAUUAUUAAUAAAAAAAAUAAUCGUUUAUUGAGGUGACUUUCGAAUUGUAAUUUAGUUGGUCUCAUCUGUAAACGAUCACCGGUUGUUUUAUUAAAAUCUGAAUUUCUAAAAUCGUGAAUUUCGUUUGUUUAUUUAUAUAUAUAUAUAAAUUUUCGGAUGCGUUAAAUUCGUAAUACCGUAACAGCCUGUGAAUGUCCCACUGCUGGGCUAAAGGCCUCCGCACCUCUUUUUGAGGAGAAGGUUUGGAGCUUAUAUUAAAUUCAUAAUAAUAUAAUUUAUUCGAAAACUACCAAAAUUCCACGAAAGUUUGAAGUCUACAUAUCUCUAUUUGUUUAUACAUAUAACUAAUGUAUUUGUUCAUUAUACCAAUUACAUUGUAUAUUAUUUAAUUGAAAAACCACCAAUUAAUAAGACAGAUUAAAUAUGUAAUUUAAAAUGUUGUAAAAUUGUUAUAUUCCUUUUAAAAAAUUAAGCUACGAUAAUCGAAAUAGAUUUGUAUAAUUUGAUUUUAUCAUUUUUUAUUUUUUUUUGCUUUGAAAUGUUACAUUAUAAAUAAUGCCUUGAAAUACCAAAAUUGACUGACCGUUAUUACUUAAAUAUCUGUUGUAAUAUAUGUACAUAAUAGUAAUAAAAAAAUAUGUAAAUAAAAGAACAUUCCUUUGAGUAGUUCUUUCAAUGUUUCAAAAUAGUGACAUUUUCUUAGAUGUGUGGUCCUAUGACAGAGCUUGUUAUUUUUAAUGUUUGUUUAUGGUUUUAUAAAAUGUUGCUAUUUCUUAAUAAAUAGUUACAAAUUAAUGCUUAAAUUUAUUUAUAUUAUUUAAAGAGCUCUAAGGUAACUUAGGACUAUGGUAUCUGGUUGGUAUCACUGUGUUACCAUUUAUGUAAAUUUCUAAAGAGGCUUGUCGUUAGGUCCAUUAUAGACUGAUUUUUGACUGGAAAUCCAUAAAGGAUUUUAUGUGCCACUCAUGUAUAAUAAAAAUCGCAUUUUACUAACUUCAUCUUAUGUACAUAUUGAGACCAUACAUUUUUAGUUCUAUUUUAAAGUUAUUCUGUAAGAACAAUCUCAUAAUUCAAUAUUGGAUUUCAUGGUAAAAUAUCGAAAACCAGUAUAGUGUUUUUGUAAUCUUUGUUGUUUGUGAAUAAUUCUUUUCUUUUUGUUAUAAAACUCAACAUAGAAUUUGAUUUGACUCUUACUUGCUUGUUUUGUCCUCAAAUUGUCUUUUUAAAGUUUCAUUGAAAUGCUACGAUUAUUUUAACAGUUUCCAAUAAAAUUAACUAUUUUGACAUGAAAUUGUGUAAAUUAAUAAUAUUAAACAGCCUUUUCAGCUCACUUUGUUAUUUUUAUUGUUUAUAUAAUUUUAUUGCAUAUAAUAGACGAAAUUUAUUCUGGUCAGUAAACUCCUAUUAAUUCUAAAGUUAGUUAUAAAUGAGGUUCUGUAGUUACUGCCACAGUAUUUUGUAUAUAGUGCGAAUGUGGUGUGGCUUGAUCAAUUGUAUCUUAUUAAUGUUUAUUUGGACGUGAAUUACGGUGCAACUCUUUUGAUUGGCUUACAAAAUUAAAAAGUAAAUUAGGUAGUUCUUUUAAUUGUGUGUUUUAAGACUUGAUAUUUUCUGAAGCAUUCAUAUUUUUUUGUAAUAAUAAUAAUUUUUAUUUUAAAAUUUAGUAUGAAUUACUUGAAGGAAGACAUAAUUAUUGUAAUUAGUUAUCUGAAGCCAAUAUAAAAAGUUGUACCAUUGUACAGAUGGAUUUGGAUAACAGUUGUAGUUAAAUAUGUAUCGAGAUUUCUAUUAAUUAGAUUAGUUGCCUUUGCCAAAAUAAAUCUUCAUCACUGUU
This is a messenger RNA of Nymphalis io (European peacock), 7558 nucleotides long. It is a transcript of the gene ksr, whose product is annotated as kinase suppressor of Ras 2. The record is from RefSeq and is a predicted model, not a curated record. The coding region runs from base 123 to 2654 and encodes 843 amino acids. Lineage: Eukaryota; Metazoa; Arthropoda; Insecta; Lepidoptera; Nymphalidae. Gene Ontology annotation, biological process: protein phosphorylation. Gene Ontology annotation, molecular function: ATP binding; protein kinase activity. The transcript has 18 exons.